This is a messenger RNA of Mytilinidion resinicola, 1655 nucleotides long. RefSeq lists its product as uncharacterized. NCBI's taxonomy places the organism in Eukaryota, Fungi, Ascomycota, Dothideomycetes, Mytilinidiales, Mytilinidiaceae. Bases 146 to 1618 code for a protein of 490 amino acids. Gene Ontology annotation, cellular component: nucleus. The record is from RefSeq and is a predicted model, not a curated record. Gene Ontology annotation, molecular function: zinc ion binding; transcription cis-regulatory region binding; DNA-binding transcription factor activity, RNA polymerase II-specific. The transcript has 6 exons. Gene Ontology annotation, biological process: positive regulation of transcription by RNA polymerase II.
CCGGCAUUAAAACAUUGUACCAAAGAAGAUUCACGGCGCAUCAUGAACUUAGGCCAAGCCCAUAUCGAAUUUAGACUGUGAUAAGACUCCUGCAGUCUCUACGAUUUAGACGAACAUACUGGCUUGGCCCCACAAGGAUCUCGCCAUGGGAAUAAAAGGUUGUUGGACUUGCAAAGGGCGCAAAGUUCGAUGUGACUCUCAUCGGCCGAGAUGUGGCAACUGCACGAAGGCGGGGCGCGUCUGUCAAGGCUAUGGUAUCCAGCUGUCCUGGCCUCGAGAUGGCGACAGAAAAAGAGCAAUCAUCUCGCGAGAUACGCGCCGCGCAGUGAAUAAUCUUCAUUCAAAUGUCAAGACGUUCUUGAAUUCAUCUUCCUGGGACAUAUCGCUAUCAGAGGAGCUAGAGAACGGAAGGAUCUCUGCUCGUUACCUUCGUACCAUGAAAUUCCCUCGCCCGAACUAUCUAUCGCCCACCGUCAUAAACUCAGAAGAGUCGCAUUUACUGGGGUUCUUCAACGAAUCGAGAUCACUGAUACUAGGACCAACCGACGAGGAGGUUUUGGCACAAUUUAUCUUGAGAAUUGCCUUCUCAGAUCCAUCCGAUGCGACCAAUCCAGUCCUACAAGGCGUGUUUGCUCUCGCAUCACUACAGCUUCACGGUAGCUUGAAGAGUUUUCGCUACAAGUGUCUUGUCAUGUCAUCAGUUAAAGAGCCAAUCAACUGGCCCGACGAGAAGACGCUGCUUCAGAACUUGAUAGCGAUGAUGCUUUUGUAUCAUUAUGAGCUCUCACUCGAAUCAGACUCCAAAGGGAGCUGGGUAACAUUUCUAUGCGCAGUGAAAAGGAUUAUCAACACGUCAACAGCAAUUCACAAACUUGUGCGGCAAGAAUAUUCGGUCUUCCUUGAUUGGAUUUAUUAUCACGAGGCCCUCGCAGAGUUCACAGUCAGGCAUUGGGCUGUACCUUAUGAAGGUUGCGGCUUUGUUCCAAUAGCAAGAUCACCCAGAGCCAUCGAGGGAAGCGGUUCAAAGGUAGAGGACAACAUCGGCUGUCCAACUGAUGUGCUCCAGCUCGUUGUACAUACAUGUAGACGAGCUAUAGUCGCGAAUUCCUCCGAGAUGAAAUAUACGAAUGCUGAAAUGGAGCGCACGAAGGUGCAGGAACAGAACAUUUCCAGGGCGGUGGGAGAUUAUGGCCCCAUUCACGCACAAUCUGCGGCACCGAUAGACCGGAAUACCAUGGUCUCCGAUCUUCAUCGAAUCGCGUCCUUGAUAUAUGUCAAUCGGGCGGUCCAUUGCGUUUCAGGAACAGAAUUCCAUCAUAGACGACUUGUGAGAGAAGGAAUAUUGCUGUUGACCGACAUGAAAACAUGCCAGAACGCCUGGCCAUUGUUCAUUAUCGCCUGCGAAGCAGUUGACGACGAUCAGCGCCUUGCUAUCCUGGACGUCUUUGAACAAAGUCAGCAGAAUCGAAGACGAAGAUCAAGCCACAUUCAUUUUAUUCAGCAUUUGGUUGAGGCUGUGUGGAACCAGCAUGAUCUCAAUGUGGAGAACCAAGUCGAUUAUUUAACUAUUUUCGAUGCGGUUGUUGGUGGAGUUCCAUUCAUGCCACCAUUUGCCUGAGUUCGCGUCUCGGCCCCAUCACUUCCAUUCACUGUCC